This is a messenger RNA of Struthio camelus australis, 591 nucleotides long. It is a transcript of the gene CMC2, whose product is annotated as C-X9-C motif containing 2. The record is from RefSeq and is a predicted model, not a curated record. NCBI's taxonomy places the organism in Eukaryota, Metazoa, Chordata, Aves, Struthioniformes, Struthionidae. Gene Ontology annotation, cellular component: mitochondrion.
UGCCGCCCCCCAAGGGGGAGCGCCCUUCCGCAAGAGAAGAGGGCGUUCUGCUGGCGGCGGUGGUGGACUGCUGAAUUCAUAUAAGGAGAACACACAGGUUUCUAGGAAGUGUGGAAUUUACAGGACAGCUGAGCUCAUAAUAAUCGGGGGAAUUUUUCUCAGAUUUUUGUCCUUGAGCUGCUUAACUUAUCCCUAACUCAAGAUGCAUCCAGACUUGUCUCCUCAUCUGCACACUGAAGAAUGUAACCUAGUUAUCAGUCUGCUCAAGAAGUGUCACAAAGAGCACAACAUUUUGAAAUUUUUUGGCCAUUGCAAUGACAUUGACCGUGAGAUGCGGAAGUGUUUAAAGAAAGAGUAUGAAGAAAACAGGGCCAAGAACCAGGCACAUACUGCAGAGAUGCGACGGAGGCUAAUUAACGCUCAGAAAAACUCUGAGAAGUGAGCUGUACUGUAGUUGGGUAGCUGCAUAUCAAUAUGGGCACUCAGUUGAAAGUUGACAAUAUUUCUUUCAGAUCACCAUUGUUCGACUUGUGAAGUGAUGGCAAAAUAAGAAUACCUAAAACAUACUCAUUCCCAGAAAGGCAAACUAAA